AUGAUGUACACUGCCCUGCAGAUCCUUCUGCUGGCAAGGGCCAGUGCAGCUACGCAGUGUUUGCCCAGUGCCGUGCCUCCAAAUGAGAGGAAAUAUUUGCAAGGCAGGUCUGGGCAAUUUCCUCUUGGACUCUGUCCAAAUGGCAACCCCCAAGAUGUUGUUGUGACGACUGCUGUCCAGAUUCUCGUCGAGGAGGUCCUGGGGAUCCAUGCGGUAGUGUAUCCUCUGACGUCUUCAACGGCGGGUGUGGACGAUUUCUAUCAGCUAGCCGGGUGCGAAGCCAAUGCGUCCGAGUGGGUGUGCACCGGGAGGAGCUCAAAGCAUGUGAUGUUGGGCAUCUUAAUGGUCGGCAGAGAGCCGCAGCUUGCCGAAGUCCAGCGUUUGCGCGUUGGUGGAAUUCUGGAUCGGAUGAGCAUGGGCUUUGGGCUCUUCCAGGGCAUCUACAUCCCACAGACGCUGCUUGCAAAGGCAUUCGAUUCGCAAGGUCUUGCCCUGGAGUAUUACAGGAGCUACAGCCUUGCAAAUAGCUGGAAGAGCUUUUCAAGGAUCUGGGAGGUGAACGAGUCGGACCUUGUCUCAUGUUGGGACUGGGGCACCUUUGACAGAUUUGCGAUAGAGAAGUACGUGAACAUCACAGGAGACGAGAGUGGGGUGCGGGUGGAUGCAGCUGGGGUUACUCGAGCGCAAUGCCAUCACGAGUAUUGGUGGUUUGCGCCUACUUGUCGUCAGAACAGCUCAGAGUGUAUUCCACUGAUCAGCUGUCACUCAUGGGGUUACAAUUGGUACGCGUCAGAGAUCAUGUUCAAGGCUACUACCUGGAGCAUGCCGAUAGCCACAGGCGCAGGCAGAGGCUGCGACGCCAGUGAUUCCUUUUGGCGGCUUCCUUUUCAGCACGAUGUUUUGCUCUAUUAUUGGUCGCCGGAUGUUAUGUUCAACUCACUGCAUCUUCAGCCAGUUGCAUUCCCAGCCUUCAACAGCCGACAGUGGCUGAUGGGAGACAUGUCGACUCUUCGCAGUGUGACAGAGUUCGAGAACUUCUUGCACAAAGACCUUGCAACCUGGGCCCCCGAGGUCGAGAGCUUCCUCAGCGCCAUGUCGUGGCAAGUAGGUGACGUGAACACGCUGCUCAGCUUGGUGGAUUCGGGUAAUGUCCCUGACACAGCCCAUCACGCAGCAUGCUCCUGGCUCCGCGAUAAUGAGGUUGCAUGGCAAAACUGGGUUCCAAUGAAGUCCAGGUGUUUGGCUGGCCAUGGCAUGUAUUCUGUCGAAAAGCAGAGCUUCAUCUCUAUCCGCGACCAGAACACGAGCUGCAGACCCUGUCCACCCGGGAUGUACUCAGCCCUCAUCCAGGAUGACAUUGGUGACACAGCAGAGUGUCAACCCUGUUUGCCGGGCACGCUUCAAAGCUCUUAUGCAGCCGUGACGUGUGAUGUUUGUCUCCCAGGGACGUUUACAGGCAGGUUUGGAUCCACGAUUUGCGAAAAGUGCCCCCAGGGAGAGUAUCAGGAGCAGGAAGGCAAGACAGACUGCCGUACGUGCGGUCCAUUCCAGACGACAAUCAUCCUGGGUGCAAGCAGCAUUGGAGACUGCGCUUGUACACCGGGCUCCUUCUGGCAAGAUGUCACUGGCGACUGUGAGCCCUGCAUUGAUGGCAUGUCGUGCAGUGGCGGUGCCACGAGACCACAGCAGCUCCAAGGCUUUUGGGCGGAGGAACUCGAAGACGCGGGCCGUUUGAGCUACUCGGUGUUUUCAUGCCACCCGCGCGACCAUUGCCCUGAAGGCUUGCCUGGGAAGUGUGCGCAGAACCGUGUGGGUCGAGCCUGCGCUGCCUGCCAGCUGGGAUACACUCCGGCAGCUGAUGGUGGUUGUGUGGACUGUGAGGGUCAUAUUUUUCUGCCCUGGCUGCUUGUUGUGGUGGUGCUGGGCACGCUAUACUUGUUGCACACUUGCGGAGCACGCCGCCGUCAGACUGCAACGACAUUGUUGAUCAUCCUCGUCAUGUCGGGGCAGGGAGUGAUAUGCAUGCAGAAUCUGCACGUGGUGUCGCAACUAGAGAUUGAGUGGAUGGAGCCUGUCGCGGCCCUACUAUCAUUCAUUUCUUCGCUCGUGUCCCUAGACUUGCAGGACAUGGGCUUUCAUUGUUUUGCUCCUGAUUACGGGCCAGCUGCCAUUUACCUCCUCCAGGCUCUUGCAUAUCCAUGCAUUAUUUUGGUAACUGUGGUACCUUGGGUGUUGGCUCGGUUGAUUCGCCGGCCAAUCAGUUUCCAGCCUAUAUUCAGUCUUCACGGUCUGGUCCUUGUCUCGCUCUUCACAUCCAUUACACUUGUCUUCCUGCAGCCAUUUGAAUGCCGCAAGAACCCCAACGGUACAUCCACGGUCGUCGCGUAUGCGCAGGUUAUUUGCUGGGAGACGGAGGAGCACUUGUGGCUCAUUUGUUUCGCAUGCCUUGGUAUCCUAGCUUACCCAGCAAGUAUGUUCGCUGGCAUGGGCUAUGUGACGUGGGUAUAUGCGGCAAAGAUGACGUCAAGGGAUGGUAUCAAAGUGGUGGAGCGCUACCGAUUCUUAUUCGGUCGCUUCCGGGCCGACCGAUACCAGUACUGCUUGCUUCUGACAGCAGCCAACUUGCUCUGUGGUUGCAUCCCGUCUGCGUUCUCAACUUUGCAGGCGCUUCAGGUGUGGGCUUUUGGGAGCAUCCUCCUCACGCGCAUUGCUAUUUUGUGCUUGUUGUGGCCCUGGCGACUCAACGGCGCCAACUGGAGCGAACUCCUGUUGAUUGGUGCAACCUUGGUGGUGCUGCUUUUGGCAGCGCCUCUGGUCACUGUCGACAAUGACGCCAACAAGGAGAUCAUAGCUGUGAUGCUGAUGUGCAUACUGUGCUUCGUCCCGGGCAUUGUUAGCGUGGCAGCAGCAAUAUCAAUAGGACUUCGCGUUUGUGCAAGCCAACGAUAUUCAAUGUUUCUUAGUCAUCACAAAGCAGGUGCUGGCGCACUGUGCCGUUAUGUGAAAAUUGUACUGAUGCAGAUCACGAGGGCCAAAAUAUUUUAUGAUUCGGACAAUCUUCGGGACCUCGGGACACUUUUUGACACGGUGAAGACCAAGAGUGACCUGGUGCUGGCGGUAAUAACAUCGGAUUUCAUUCGGAGCCUCUGGUGUGUUGGAGAAAUCAGCACCGCUUUUGUUCAUGGGGUUCCUACGAUGGUCCUCUGUUGCGACGGCUGUGGUAUUCCAGACUACGAUGAAUUGCGCACCAUUGACUCUUGGCCGGAUGAUCACUGGCAGAUGCUGACUGGCUACGGAAUCAGUUCGGAAGACGUCCGGGCGGCUUUUGCUUUUCUUUACAGGGUGGAGGUCUUCCAUAUCCAGCGGACAAGCAGCAGUGCAGAGCAAGAGCGAGCAGUCCUGCAACUGGCUGCAGCCGCGAAGAUUUGCCCAGAGAGAUUUGUGCCAGAAGUGUCAGUUGAAGAGGCCCGCAUUCUGGUGGCUUCUGGUAUGGGGGGCGAGCUGAUUUCAUCAAGCUUGGUCUUACAGCAGCUGUUGCAGCUGAAGCUACAGCUGGAGAUCUGCCAUGUGUUCCAGCCUCAUGACUUCGCAAUUUGCAGAGCCAGCGCCAUUGUGAUCGUUGUGGGAAGGGGCUGUUUGCAAGAGCAAAACUUCUGCCAGCUGCUCCUGGCCCUGCCUCCGUCAUGGGACAGGGUGCUGGUGAGCGAUGGAACUUUUGAGUUCCCCUCUCCAGGCUUCUACAGCGAGGUUCGUGCUGGGUGUAUGGGAUUGCCUGGGGACCCGCUAGUCGUUGUUGAGAUGUACCGGAGCCUUUGUUCAAACAUUGCUUUGCCCCUGUCACCUCACAGUUCAAGCAGCCUGCUGGACCGCCAAGUGGACCAAAUUUGUGAGCAGAUCCGUGACGUCAGCAAGGAUCAGGAGGUCUCAUUCCUUCGAAGCCCGUCUGGUCUUUGGAAAGAGAGCUCUUCCGUUGCCUUUAUGUCUCGAUCUAUGCCUGUCGAAGGAGGAGAGGAACCGCCUUCUAGGAAAUCAAGCCUUUCUUCUCAACAAGAGGAGGACAGCAGAGAGCUGGAUGAAGAGGAAGAGGACCAUGUGCAAGUGGUAUUCUGA
This is a messenger RNA of Symbiodinium sp. CCMP2456, 4110 nucleotides long. Lineage: Eukaryota; Dinophyceae; Suessiales; Symbiodiniaceae. The record is from the annotation of a GenBank genome assembly.